Molecule: messenger RNA, 1117 nt
Organism: Vigna angularis (adzuki bean)
Lineage: Eukaryota; Viridiplantae; Streptophyta; Magnoliopsida; Fabales; Fabaceae
Gene: XTHB
Product: probable xyloglucan endotransglucosylase/hydrolase protein B
Exons: 4
Coding region: 45-926 (293 amino acids)
Biological process (GO): xyloglucan metabolic process; cell wall biogenesis
Cellular component (GO): cell wall; apoplast
Molecular function (GO): xyloglucan:xyloglucosyl transferase activity; hydrolase activity, hydrolyzing O-glycosyl compounds
Source: RefSeq, a predicted model, not a curated record
AGCCUCAAAGACUUUCACAACACUUUCAUCUUUCCCUUGUUAACAUGGCUUCUUCUUUGUUGAUUUUGUGUCUUGUUCUGGUUUCGCUAGCCUCUUCUGCACUCUGUGCCGCCCCACGGAGACCAGUGGAUGUUCCAUUUGGCAGAAACUACAUUCCCACAUGGGCUUUCGAUCACAUCAAAUACUUCAAUGGGGGUUCUGAGAUUCAACUUCAUCUUGACAAGUACACUGGCACUGGUUUCCAAACAAAAGGGUCCUAUCUGUUUGGUCACUUCAGCAUGAACAUAAAGAUGGUUCCUGGUGAUUCAGCUGGCACAGUCACUGCUUUUUAUUUAUCAUCUCAAAACGCGGAGCACGAUGAGAUAGACUUUGAGUUCUUGGGGAACAGAACAGGACAACCUUACAUUUUACAGACAAAUGUGUUCACUGGAGGGAAGGGUGACAGAGAGCAAAGAAUCUAUCUUUGGUUUGAUCCCACAAAAGCGUAUCACAGAUAUUCUGUACUAUGGAACAUGUAUCAAAUUGUAUUCCUAGUGGAUAACAUCCCAAUCAGGGUGUUCAAGAACCUGAAGGAGUUGGGAGUGAAGUUUCCCUUUAACCAACCGAUGAAGGUUUACAACAGUUUAUGGAAUGCUGAUGAUUGGGCCACAAGGGGUGGUUUGGAGAAAACAGAUUGGUCAAAAGCUCCAUUCGUAGCAGAGUACAAGGGGUUUCAUGUUGAUGGGUGUGAGGCUUCAGUGAAUUCAAGGUUCUGUGCCACACAGGGUAAGAGAUGGUGGGAUCAAACAGAGUUUCGUGAUCUUGAUUCCUUUCAGUGGCGAAGACUCAAAUGGGUGCGUCAGAAAUUCACCAUCUACAACUACUGCACUGACAGAACCCGCUACCCUCAACUUCCACCAGAAUGCAGAAGAAACCGUGACAUUUAAAUUUUCAUCUGCUGUUUUUAUCACUUAUUUCUGUGUUCUACAACAACUUUCUCACUGCAUUCAUCAUUUACCAGUUACCAUACUUUAUUCCUACCAUUAUUUAUUACCAUUGUAUUGUUUGGAAUGUGUAAUUAAGGCCUUGGGUCUGAAUACAGAGGAAACUCUAUAAUAAAACUACGUAUGUUAUGUAA